UUUAUUUUCUAUCUUUUCCUUCUUUUUGUAUUGUUUAUAAUAACACUAAUAAUCAUGGAGGCAGCACAAGUAAUUCAUAUUAAAGCUAUUAUAGAUACAGUUUGUCCAUGGUGUUUUAUUGGCAAACGUAGAAUGGAAAAAGCUAUACAUGAAUUUCAAUUAAAAAAUCCAAAUGUGACCUUUUAUCUACAUUGGUUACCUUAUCAACUUGACCCUAAUCGUACUCAGUCAACAAUCAAGCUCGAAACAUAUCGUAGAAAGUUUGGAAAGGACGAAUUUGAUCAACAAAUUGCCCCCAAAGUUAUUUCAGCUGCUGAAUCAGUAGAUAUUAAGCUCGCAUUUGGUGGUGUGAUUUCUAACACCUUUGAUUCACAUCGUCUUAUUUGGUGGUCUAAACAGUUUGAUAAACAAAACGACAUGGUUGAAAGAAUAUUUGAGUUAUAUUUUGAACAAAAUUUAGAUCUUUCAAAUCAUGAGUUAUUAGCUGCUGCUGCUGAAAAGGCUGGAUUAGUUAAAGAAAAGGCAUUCGAAUUUCUCCAAAGUGAUGAAGGUACUAAAGAAGUGAAAGAAUUACUUCAACUUAAUGCGUUUAAUCAAGUGAAUGGCGUACCACAUUACAUAAUCAAUGAUAAAUAUGGUGUUUCAGGCGCUCAAGAACCUGCAACUCUUAUUCACGUUUUUGAAAGAAUUAUCAAGCUUGAAUCUGCUGGGUUAUAAAAAAAAAAAAGACAAAGAUCAUAGCAAAGAUACAUAAUACUUAAAUUUAGAAAUAAUAUAGCAGCAACUAAUAAUAAUGAGUGAUAUCACAAAUCAUAAUACUUUGUUAACAAUAACAUCUUUAUUUAUAUCUUCCUUA
This is a messenger RNA of Cokeromyces recurvatus, 856 nucleotides long. RefSeq names its product thioredoxin-like protein. Bases 55 to 717 code for a protein of 220 amino acids. The transcript has 2 exons. NCBI's taxonomy places the organism in Eukaryota, Fungi, Mucoromycota, Mucoromycetes, Mucorales, Mucoraceae. The record is from RefSeq and is a predicted model, not a curated record. Gene Ontology annotation, molecular function: oxidoreductase activity.